AUGUGGCCUCUUCUUCCACCUCCACACGUGGUUACAGUAUUCUUCGUCCUCCAAGUGCCUGCUGGGAAAGGAUUCGUCCAUGCCACCGGCAUCCAUAAUUCUUCUAACCAAGACUCUGGGGUUCGGCCAGUGCCUUUUGGCCCUCCUCUCCACGCAGAGGGGCUCACGGGCCAUCAGGCUGAGGCAAGGCCCAAGAAGGUGUUCGAGCCCAUCAGAGGUCAACCCGACUGCUCCUUUUUCUCCUCAGCUUUUAUUGCACUCAACCGCAGGGGCAACUGCUCCUUGGCCUCAAAGGGCCUUCACGCUCAGCAAGCUAGAUCCCAGGCUGCUGUUGGGCACAAUGUGAGCUCCCAAAGCCCUGUGAGCAUAGCAAGCGAGGCAGAUGCCAUGCAGAAGAGUCACAUCCCCUCCAUGUUUCCUGCAGACGGGUCUUCCAAACCCAUGAAGCGGCUCCAUCACUCUCAGGGAGCGGCCUCUGCCAUCUUGAUCCAUUUGCCCCUCAGCUCCAACAGGGCAUCUACGACUCCUACCUGCAAGUGUCAGAUCCGGUUGCUGGCUCCCAGCUCAUACACCAUGAUCUUCCCCAUUUUCUGGAUGGCUUGCCUCGUCGAGUCCACUGCCCUUGCCUUGUUGCUCAUGGAGAAAUAUUUUUGGAAGCUCAAGGAGUGGAAAGAGGGGAAGACCCAGCCGUCCCAAGAAACGGGGAUCGAGUUCCGCAGUUCCAGCUAUCAAGACUGUGCUAUCUGCCUGGAGAGGUACCACGGGCACCACAGCUUGAAAGUCCUCUCCUGCUCUCAUGCCUUUCACAGCACAUGCAUUGACCGCUGGCAUCUCAGCCAGAGCUGGAGAAAGACCUGCCCUCUCUGCAUGCAGAACGUGAGGCUGGUCGCCCUUCUGCAAGCGCGGAGGUUGUGGGAAGAAAAGGCAAGAGGCCAGGCAAUUGUAAACAAGUAA
Messenger RNA from Sphaerodactylus townsendi, 954 nucleotides. Its product is annotated as E3 ubiquitin-protein ligase RNF167-like. The record is from RefSeq and is a predicted model, not a curated record. NCBI's taxonomy places the organism in Eukaryota, Metazoa, Chordata, Lepidosauria, Squamata, Sphaerodactylidae. The transcript has a single exon. Gene Ontology annotation, molecular function: ubiquitin protein ligase activity. Gene Ontology annotation, biological process: ubiquitin-dependent protein catabolic process. Bases 1 to 954 code for a protein of 317 amino acids.